AUGCCUUCAAUACCUUCAAACGGGAACACAGGCAAGCUUUCCUCAUACGAGGCCAGUACACAGGCCAGGAACUGGAGAUACUCGGUUGACCAACUCACCCGUAUACGGACGUCUCUCAACCAAGCAGCUGUUGGAGUUAUUCGGAAUACUUUCGAAAGUGAUGAGCCAGGUUCUUCAAGCAACGUGUCGUUCUUGAUUGCCGAUGAAGAGGUUUUGCUGGUCAAACUCUACAUCACAAAAAUUACGCAGUUAUGUGGCCUUUUCCGUUUCCCAGAGGAGGUAGAGGCAACAGCAAUCACUUAUUUGAAACGAUUCUACCUGAAAAAUACGGUCAUGGAUUGGCAUCCUAAGAAUGUCAUGCGAGUGUUGACGGCCCUAUUUCUGGCCACAAAGACUACGAACAACCCAAUUUCACUUGAAACAUAUACAGCUCAUAUCCCAAAGACAUCCCCAAAUGAUGUGCUUGACCUUGAGUUUCUCGUCGCUCAAAGUUUAGGCUUUGAAUUUGCCGUUUGGCACGCUCAUAGAGCUCUAUGGGGGAUUUGGCUGGAUAUACAGAACCUUCCUAGUGUGACAGAGAAGCUCCAACCUGAAUUGUAUGAUACUGCGCUGGGCCACAUCAGAGCCUCUCGCUUAACAGACGCCGAACUGAUAUAUACACCAUCGCAAAUCGCUCUUGCUGCCUUUUCUUUAACUCUGCCAGAUAUUACCUCGGAGUGGAUAGCCUCGAAAACUCCCUCUGAUUCUUGGCGCCUAACAAAGUCGAUUAAUGAAAUCAAGGAGAUGAUUACAUCGCAAGGCCAUCCGCCCAACAUAGAAUCGGUGCGUGAAGUGGACAGACGGCUGAAAAUCUGCAAAAACCCGGAGAAAGUUGUAGGUAGCAAGGCGUACCUGGCUCGGAAGCGGGAUGAAGAACGAAUAGCGGAGGAAAAACGCAAUAAAAAGGUGGCAGAACUGCAGAAAGAACUAGAUGAAAGUGAUCCUUUCGGAACGGAACUCGGCGAUAAAAGAAGAGCAUUGGCAGGCGGUUUGGUAGAUUAUGACGACGACGACGACGACGAUUGA
This is a messenger RNA of Psilocybe cubensis, 1065 nucleotides long. RefSeq lists its product as uncharacterized. The transcript has 4 exons. NCBI's taxonomy places the organism in Eukaryota, Fungi, Basidiomycota, Agaricomycetes, Agaricales, Agrocybaceae. Gene Ontology annotation, biological process: regulation of cyclin-dependent protein serine/threonine kinase activity; regulation of transcription by RNA polymerase II. Gene Ontology annotation, molecular function: cyclin-dependent protein serine/threonine kinase regulator activity. The record is from RefSeq and is a predicted model, not a curated record. Gene Ontology annotation, cellular component: transcription factor TFIIK complex; nucleus. The coding region runs from base 1 to 1065 and encodes 354 amino acids.